Lichtheimia ornata is the source of this 1773-nucleotide messenger RNA. RefSeq lists its product as uncharacterized. Gene Ontology annotation, biological process: nucleoside transmembrane transport. The record is from RefSeq and is a predicted model, not a curated record. Lineage: Eukaryota; Fungi; Mucoromycota; Mucoromycetes; Mucorales; Lichtheimiaceae. Gene Ontology annotation, cellular component: membrane. The transcript has 6 exons. Gene Ontology annotation, molecular function: symporter activity; nucleoside transmembrane transporter activity. Bases 1 to 1773 code for a protein of 590 amino acids.
AUGGCCACUACGCCUCAAGAUUUUUCAACAAAGGAAGAGAAGGUCAUUGUUGAAGCCACCAACAACAUGGUCGUUCUCGAGAAUGCAAGUACCAAGUCGGCCGAAGCUGAGCAUGAAUUUGAAUACGAGAUCGAGGACGAGAAAAGGAAACAAGAUAAUGAUUGCGAAGGCCACGGUGGUGAUCAAGAAGAGAAACAAGAGCAGGAGGAGGAAAAAGGAUGGUUUGGACGUCUCUACAGCCGUCAUAAAAUAUGGUUUCGUCUGGUCAUGUGGUUACUGUUUACAGGGUUUCUCGCUGCAGCCUAUGCGCUGCAGGUACCAAAGGGAUAUAAUCAAGAAAAUUUAAUCCUUGGUUUGAUCUAUGCCUGCUUCACGCUAAAAAUGAUCUUCAACUAUGUCCCAUUCUCAUUGAUCACGACACCCUGUUGGAAAGUAUGGGAUACAGUGGCAGCACCUUUUUACAAGCUCAGCAAGCGUCUACGAUCCAUAUUGUAUGGUGCCUUUGUGGCGGCUGUCAUUAUCAUUACCGUAUUUAGUAUCCCUGAGACGGAUUCAACACGAUUGCAGCGAUUCAUUGCCUUGGUUGGUUUGGUGGUCUUUUUAUUGCUCUUGGUUGUCUCAUCCACGAAUCGGCGCGCUAUCAAUUGGACAACGGUAUGCAGCUCAAUGCUCCUCCAAUUUUUGUUAGCACUCUUUGUGUUUCGAUCUUCAGUGGGCCACGACAUUUUCGAGUGGGCAUCUACCUUUGCACAAGGAUACCUAAGCAAAGCAUGGCACGGCAUCCAAUUCUUGACCAAUGAUGACAUUGCCGACAUGAGCAUUUUUGCUAUCACUGUAUUUCCAGCCAUCAUCUUUUUCGCAUCCACUGUGCAAAUGUUGUACCAUGUUGGUGCCUUGCAAUGGCUCCUUUCUCGAUUUGCUGUCAUUUUUGUGUAUCUAUUACAAGUAUCAGGUGCAGAAGCUGUUGUCGCCACCGCCUCGCCCUUUAUUGGACAAGGUGAAAAUGCCCUACUCGUACGUCCCUUCUUGCCAUUAAUGACAACGUCCGAACUGCAUCAAGUCAUGACCUCAGGUUUCGCCACCAUUUCUGGUUCAGUGCUGUUUGGCUAUAUGGCAAUGGGCGUAUCAGGUCAAGCCCUGCUUACAUCAUGCAUCAUGUCCAUCCCAUGUUCAUUGGCCGUAUCCAAGAUUCGAUAUCCUGAAGUGGAGGAACCAUUAACAGGACGAGUGAUCAAAGUCCCACCACAAGAUGAACCAGCUGCCAAUAUUUUACAUGCAGCAGCCAAUGGUGCAAACACCGGCAUGACCAUUGUCCUUUGUAUUGCUGCCAACUUGAUUUCAAUCCUUUCGUUGCUUUACGCAUUCAAUGCUUUCCUCACAUGGGCUGGUAACUUUUUGACCAUUCAAGAUCUCACCUUGCAACUUGUCACUGGCUAUGUCUUUGUACCCAUCGCAUGGCUUAUUGGUGCUGAUAGCUCUGAUGUGGUGGCAGUGGGUCAAUUGAUGGCACUCAAGAUUUGGGCAAACGAAUUCGUUGCCUAUCAAGCCAUGACAAGUGACUAUGCGGAUAAGCUCACUCAACGCUCACAAUUGGUUGCCACCUAUGCUCUUUGUGGAUUUGCCAAUCUUUCAAGUGUUGGUAUUCAAAUUGGUACCUUGGGUUCUCUUGCACCCAAUCGCACAGGAGAAAUAUCCAAACUUGCAGUAUCUGCUAUGAUAUGCGGUGCCAUGUCAACCUGGAUUUCAGCAUCGAUUGCUGGAAUGCUUGCUUAA